AUGUCUGAAGCUGUUGCCGUUGCAAAUACAGAUUCUCCAAAGGAGGUAACUGCCGUUCCUGAAAAGAAAGUUGCUGUUAAAAAGGCAACAAAAGUAAAAAAACCUUCUGCAGCUCCAUCAACACAACAAAUGGUUGAUGCAUCUAUCAAGAACUUGAAGGAACGCAGCGGAUCUUCAUUGUUGGCAAUUAAAAAGUAUAUAAGUGCCACAUAUAAAUGUGAUGCCCAGAAAUUGGCUCCAUUUAUUAAAAAAUAUUUGAAAACUGCUGUAGCUAAUGGCAAAUUGAUACAAACAAAAGGAAAAGGUGCAUCUGGUUCAUUUAAAUUAUCAGCUGCUGCUGCUAAGUCUCCUAAAUCGUCUGUCGAGGGUAAGAAAAAGAAGGUGCCAUCAGGUGUUACGAAGAAGAAGGUUACUGCAUCAUCUGCAGACAUUAUGUGCAAUACUUCACAUCAUUCUUAA
Molecule: messenger RNA, 459 nt
Organism: Teleopsis dalmanni
Lineage: Eukaryota; Metazoa; Arthropoda; Insecta; Diptera; Diopsidae
Product: histone H1-like
Exons: 2
Coding region: 1-459 (152 amino acids)
Biological process (GO): chromosome condensation; negative regulation of DNA recombination; nucleosome assembly
Cellular component (GO): nucleus; nucleosome
Molecular function (GO): structural constituent of chromatin; double-stranded DNA binding; nucleosomal DNA binding
Source: RefSeq, a predicted model, not a curated record